This is a messenger RNA of Dimorphilus gyrociliatus, 2223 nucleotides long. NCBI's taxonomy places the organism in Eukaryota, Metazoa, Annelida, Polychaeta, Dinophilidae. The record is from the annotation of a GenBank genome assembly.
ACAGUUGACCGGAAAGGAUUCUAGCAGACAUCAGAUUAUCGAUCGAAUAAAAUAUGCAAUAAGCUCAUGCUUCGGCGGCUUUAUAAUAUUUGCUGACGUUAUAAAGAAUACAAAGAGUGAAAAUGGAUGCACCUUUUAAGAAACUCGCUUCGGAGGCAGGAUCAUUUUUCAGUAGGGCAAAGCAGUUUACUGAAGAAGCGUUAGGUGGGAGUAGUACUGAAAAAACGCCUUUAGAUCCUCAUCUGGAACAGCUUUUGCAGCGAGCCGAUGCCACUAGAAAUCAUACAGAAAGAAUCGUUAAAGACACAGAAGGCCUUUUACAGCCGAAUCCCAGCGCUCGGCUCGAUAAAUUUGUAAAUGAUGCUCUAGAAAGAAAAUCCGGGAGAUUAACUGAAUCUGAAAACCUUGGCACGGGUAUGAUGGAUGCCGGAAAUGAGUUAGGUGGCCCGUAUGGAGCCGCCUUAGCUCGUGUAGGAAGAGCUGAACAACAACUUGGAGGAGCAGAAAAAGAAUUUCUAGCUUCGGCAAUGACAAGUUUUGUUCAACCUCUUCGAGCUUUUCUAGACGGAGAUAUGAAAACAAUACAAAAAGAACGUCGGAAUCUAAUAGCUAGGCGAUUGGAUUUAGAUGCGGCUAGAGGAAGGCAGAAACGAGCUGAGCAAGCAGCUGGAGGUCCUGGGAGUACCAGCGAAGAGUUAUUAAAAGCCGAAGCUGAUGUACGAAAUGCUCGUAGCGAAUUCGAGAGGCAAGCGGAAGUUACAAGAUUGCUUCUGGAGGGGAUGGGAAGCGCCCAUAACCACCAUCUGCGUUGCCUACACGAUUUCGUCGAUGCGCAGCAUUCAUUUUAUGCGCAAUGCGAAAGGAUCACAGCCCAACUUCAAAGGGAACUCGCUAGUUGCAACUUGGAAAUGGCUCCACCAGUAGUCAUCGGCAACGACACUAAUAUGCAGUAGGAGAUAUUCCUCUUGUUUCAAUUUUUCCGUUUCAAUAUGCUGCCAGUUUAUUUGAUGUUGUACGAAUUCUUAAUCUACUUAACAGUCUUACUCUAUAUCUCUUUUUCUCUAGUCAUUAUCUAAAGUGUGAUUUGUCGCUAGUUUACAAUGCCUUAGAACUCCUGUUAAACUCAAACACAAAAAUAUACUUUACUAAAAUGUCUAUGCCAAAAUUAAUUCUAUCAUAGCUGUGCAGACUUAAUAUCAUUGCGCUAACAAAAUUGAUUGUUUAUUUAUUGGGACAGAAAUGCCAUUAGAAAGUUAUUGCUUCUUAUUCUUUCCGGAGAGUUGUCUUUUCAAUAGAAUUUGAGUGAUUUUCUAUAGGAGAGAUUCUCGGAAGAUAUAAUAUGAAAUAUCGGUAAGCUCUUUUGUCAAUAGAUGUUAUUCAAUUAUUUAAAACUUCUUUUAUACUAAUACAACUAAAAUUUUAAGACAAGUAAUAAUAUGAAAACAAUAAUUGGCAGCCGGAAUUAUUACUGAUAUGUCUAUUAUAUAUGCUGCUUCUAUACUCUAUAUGCAUAAACUUACAACUAUUAGUCAUCAUCCUCAUCAAAUAAUAUCAUUUUCUAUUUGAGAUGAACACAAUACUAAUGAUUCGUAUUAAUAUUUAAAUAUUACAGUCUACCGCAAGUUCAAUAUUUCGCUGCAUGAUUGAGAAAGAGGAAUAGUGAUGCUUAAGACUUUCUAGAAGAAAGAACUGACUUAAGACGUCUAGAAAUUAUUCAAACAAUCUUACAUUUGCCCACUGUCUGAAUUCUUCCGGACUUGUUCUAAAUACGGGACCAUCAUAGAGAUUUACUCUAACAACAAAAGCAUCAAAAAAUGUUUUAUAGAACUAAGAGAUUUUCAAUGAAGGAAGAAGAUAUGGGCUUCGGUACUUAUUUCCUUUAUUACUACAGUAUAAACAAGCAUUUUAAAAGGAACAUAUAGGACUUCACAUUUGUUAUAUGAAAUUUUUUUCUAUACAGAUUACCGAAACCCCUCGAGAGGAAAUGUAGUAAUUCAUAAAUAUUUAUUACAUAAUAAUACAAUAUAAUAAUGAAAAUAUACAAAGAUCAUUAUUAAAAUAUCUUUUUUAUCAAUUAUCCUCUAAUUUCCGAAUUUUACUAGUCGAACAAUACGUUAUGCUUCAUCAGUUCUUUGAUAAAAUCAGAGUAUUCUCCUAUAACAAGAUUUUCUAAUUGAACUACAAUAUUUUUAGUCUGGUUGGCAUGACAAUAAUACAUUGUUU